GGAGCCGGUGAACCGAGCGGCCUCGAGGGAGAGGCGCUCGGAGAAGAGGGAGCGCCGGCGGCGGCCGCUGUCUUCCCUGCGGCCGAGGAAAAUGGUCUUCGAGUCGGUGGUCGUGGACGUGCUGAACCGCUUCCUGGGGGACUACGUGGUGGACCUGGACACGUCCCAGCUCUCCCUGGGCAUCUGGAAAGGAGCUGUGGCCCUCAAGAAUCUUGAAAUUAAAGAAAAUGCCUUGAGUCAACUGGAUGUACCAUUCAAAGUUAAAGUUGGUCAUAUAGGUGAUCUGAAACUUAUAAUUCCAUGGAAAAACCUUUAUACUCAACCAGUUGAAGCUGUUUUAGAAGACAUUUAUUUACUCAUAGUGCCUUUUUCUAGAAUAAAAUAUGAUCCUUUAAAAGAAGAAAAACAACAUAUUGAUGCAAAACAACAGGAAUUAAAAAGAAUAGAAGAAGCAAAACGAAAAGUAAUAGAUCAAGAGCAUCAGGAGGAGAAACAGGACACUUUCGCAGAAAAAUUAGUUACUCAGAUCAUAAAAAAUCUUCAAGUGAAAAUUUCCAGCAUCCAUAUUCGUUAUGAAGAUGAUGUCACAAAUCGAGACAAACCACUAUCAUUUGGUAUUUCCCUUCAAAAUCUCAGUAUGCAGACAACUGAUCAAAACUGGAUACCAUGUUUACAUGAUGAGACUGAGAAACUAGUUCGGAAGUUAAUCCGAUUGGACAAUCUUUUUGCCUAUUGGAAUGUGCAGUCUCAAAUGUAUUAUCUUAAUAAUUAUGAUGAGUCAUUGGACAGUUUGAAGUCUGGUAUUGUCAAGGAAGAUAUUAUUCCUGAUGGGUAUGAUUUUGUAUUUCGCCCUAUAUCUGCUAAUGCCAAACUUCAGAUGAAUCGCCGAUCAGAUUUUGACUUUUCUGAUCCCAAGAUAAACCUGGAUGUUGAGUUACAUAACAUAGCAAUUGAAUUUAAUAAACCACAGUAUUUCAGUGUUAUGGAACUUCUUGAAUCGGUUGAUAUGAUGACACAAAAUUUGCCAUAUAGGAAAUUCAAACCUGAUGUGCCUCUUCACUACCAUGCCAAGGAAUGGUGGGCUUAUGCUAUACAUGGUAUUCUUGAAGUAAAUGUUUGCCCCAGUUUACGAAUGUGGUCCUGGAAGCAUAUUAGAGAACAUAGACAAAAAGUGAAACAAUAUAAAGAACUAUAUAGGAAAAAGUUAACAAAUAAAAAGCCACCCAACGAAAUUCUCAUGUCUUUGCAGGAGUUGGAAAAAACUUUGGAUGUCUUUAAUAUAACCAUAGCUAGACAGCAAGCAGAAGUUGAGGUAAAGAAAGCCGGGUACAAGAUUUACAGGGAAGGCGUAAAGGACCCAGAGGAUAACAAAGGGUGGUUCAGUUGGCUGUGGACUUGGUCAGAGCCAACUACCAAACAGCAACCUGACGUUAAACCUGGAAUUCUUGAAGAAAUGCUGUCACCUGAAGAAAAAGCUUUACUAUAUGAAGCAAUUGGCUAUAGUGAAACAGCAGUUGACCCAACUUUGCCCAAAACAUUUGAAGCCAUGAAGUUUUUUGUUCAUUUGAAAAGUAUGUCUAUUGUUCUAAGAGAAAACCACCACAAACCUGAGCUGAUAGACAUUGUUGUAGAAGAAUUUAGCACUUUGAUUGUACAAAGACCAGGAGCACAAGCAAUAAAACCUUUAAUGCAGAACCUGAGAAUGUUGAUACCUCAUUCUAAAGCAGAUACUAAAAUGGAUCGUAAAGAAAGAUUAUUUGUGAUUAACAAGGGGCCACCUGCCAAAUUCCUUGUUCAGAAUAUUCAUACCCUAGCUGAACUACAGAUGACUGGCAACCGCUUGAAAGGCUCUAGGCCCCUUUUAUCCUUUGACUCUGCCUUUGAUGAAUUGCCACCAUUUGUGGCCCAUGUUUUUAUUUUCACUAUUUUGGAUAAUCAGAUAUGGUUUCGGAACUUUCAGAUCAUAGAAGAAGAUGCUGCUCUUGUAGAAAUAGGACCUCAUUUUGUCUUAAGUCGUAUAAAGAUUUUCCAGGGAAGUUUUGGAGGGCCAACUCUAUAUGAAAAUCCCCACUACCAGUCACCAAAUAUGUAUCGACGUAUCAUAAGAUCCAUCGCAGCUGCAAAAUACAAAGAGAAACAACAAGUGAAGAAUGUUCAGAAACUGAAAAAGAGCCAAAGACUGUUCUUCCACAUGAUCCUACUGAAGAUGUUUUUGCUAACCUCACCUGUACUGUGUGGAAUAUGUAAGCAGGUGACAAGUAAAAAUCGUUCAGAGUUAUCAGAUGUGAAACCAAGUGGAGCCAAACUUGAAGAGUUAAUGCUGAGAGCUUACGAUUCUUUUGAUGUUCAGCUUACAAGCAUACAAUUGCUUUAUAGUAGAGUUGGUGAUAAUUGGAAAGAAGCACGAAAACUGAAUGUAUCUACCCAGCAUAUUUUGGUACCCAUGCAUGUCAGCGUGGAGCUCUCUAAAGCCAUGGUAUUCAUGGAUAUCAGGAUGCCCAAAUUCAAGCUUUCUGGGAAGUUACCUCUUGUUUCUUUAAGAAUCUCUGAUAAAAAACUACAAGGGAUUAUGGAACUGGUUGAAAGCAUUCCAAAACCUACACCUGUAGCUGAUGUAUCUGCCCCUGUCAAGUCAUUUCAGAUUCAAACAUCUAUUCCAACAUCAGAGAUCACACAGAAAAUAAUUCCUCUCUUGGAACUGCCCUCCAUUACUGAAGAUGAUUCAGAGGAGGAAUUUUUUGAUGCACUAUCUAGUCCUUUGGAUGAAUGUCCUCCGAUUAUUACUGGAGCUAAAAUUACUCGACAUAGAAAGUCACAAAAGCAAGACUGUUCACUGAAUUUGACAGAAUUUAAAAUACGAUUUGAAGUAGCAGAGGUUUUAGUUCAAUUAUACCACCUUGUGGAGGAUUGUGAAAUAUCUGUGGUAGAAAUUGAUGUUUUAGGAUUGGGCACAGAAGUUAUGAUUAGAACAUGUGAUUUGAAAGCAAAUGCAUUUUUGAAAGAGUUUUGCUUAAAGUGUCCAGAAUACUUAGAUGAAAACAGGAAACCCAUUUAUUUGGUCACAACACUGGAUAACACGAUGGAAGAUCUGUUAACACUAGAAUAUGUGAAGGCUGAAAAAAGUGCACCUGACUUGAAAAGUACCUAUAACAAUGUUUUACAACUGAUUAAGGUGAAUUUUUCCUCUUUGGAUAUUCAUUUACAUACUGAAGCACUUCUGAAUACAAUAAAUUACCUUAACAAUAUCCUUCCACAAUCUGUGGAAGGAUCCCCAGUGUCUGUUACGGAGACUGAAGACAAAGGAGAUGUCGUUAAAAAAUUAGCUUUAAAGCUAUCCACGAAUGAAGAUAUUAUUACCUUGCAGAUUUUAGCAGAAUUAUCAUGUUUGCGGAUUUUUAUUCAAGAUCAGAAGCGAAACAUUGCUGAAAUUAAGAUCGAAGGACUUGAUUCUGAGGUGAUUAUGAGGCCCUUAGUUACUGAAACAAUUGCAAAGCUAAGGAAUAUAAUUGUAUUGGAUUCUGAUAUAAUGGCUCUAUACAAGAAGGCUGUUUAUAUCACUGGCAAAGAAGUUUUCAGCUUCAAAAUGGUUUCUUACACGGAUGCCACUGCUGGCUCUGCAUACACAGAUAUGAAUAUUGUGGACAUUAAAAUUCUCCUAACUGUUGGAUGCAUUGAAGUAGUGUUUGUCACAAAAUUUCUGUAUUCUGUAUUGGCUUUUAUAGAUAAUUUUCAAGCAGCUAAACAAGCAUUGGCUGAAGCAACUGUUCAGGCAGCAGAAAUGGCUGCAACUGGUGUUAAGGAACUGACGCAAAGGAGUUCCAGAUUGGCAUUAGAUGUUAACAUCAAAGCUCCAGUAGUUGUCAUUCCACAGUCUCCAGUUUCUCAAAAUGUUUUUGUUGCUGAUUUUGGACUGAUUACAAUGACAAAUGUGUUUACGAUGGUAGCAGAGAGCCAGUGCAAUCCCCCACCUGUUAUUGAUUUAAUAACAAUAAAACUGAGUGAAAUGAGACUAUACAGGUCUCAAUUUAUUAAUGAUGCAUACCAGGAAGUACUGGAUCUACUACUGCCUUUAAAUCUUGAAGUGAUUGUUGAGAGAAAUUUAUCCUGGGGUUGGUACCAGGAAGUCCCUUGUUUUAAUGUAAAUGCUCAGCUAAAACCUAUGGAGUUCAUUCUUAGUCAAGAAGAUUUGACAACUAUUUUUAAAACAUUACAUGGCAAUUUACGGCAUGAAAAUGCCAAUGCUGCUCCUGCUGUAGUUAAAGACCAAAGUGGUGUUUCUAGUGGAGUCACAAGUGAGUCAUACAAUACAGCAGGAACAACUGUGGUGACUGCUGCUGUGGUAGAGGUGCACUCACAUGCUUCGCAGGUUAAGAUGACACUAAAUGUGAGCUUCAGAACUGAUUACCUCACCAUGGUGCUGUAUAGUCCAGGUCCUCAGCAGGCCUCCUUUACAGAUGUUCGUGAUCCAUCCCUGAUACUUGCUGAAUUUAAAUUGGAGAACAUUAUAAGUUCUUUAAAAAUGUAUACCGAUGAUUCAAUAUCCUCUUCUUUCUCAGUAAAAAACUGUAUUUUGGAUGAUAAAAGGCCCCAUGUCAAGAAAGCAACUCCUAGAAUGAUAGGACUAACUGUUGGGUUUGACAAAAAGGACAUGAUGGAUGUAAAAUACAGAACAGUCAGAGAUGGAUCUGUGACUGAUGCAGUAUUUCAAGAAAUGUAUAUUUGUGCAAGUGUGGAAUUUCUUCUGACUGUUGCAAAUGUCUUUCUUGAAGCCUACACCACAGGCUCUGCUGUAGAAACUAGUGUUCAAACAUGGACUUCUAAGGAAGUUCCUGUACAGCAAUUAGUAAAGUGGGAAAUGAAUAUUCUAAUUAAAAAUCCUGAAAUUGUGUUUGUGGCUGACAUGACAAGGCAUGAUGCUCCUGCUUUAGUCAUUACGACACAAUGUGAAAUAUGCUGUAAAGGUGACAUUGAAAACACUACAGUGACUGCUGCUGUUAAAGACCUCCAAGUCAGAGCAUGCCCAUUUCUUCCAGUGAAGAGAAAAGGCAAAAUCACUACAGUUUUGCAGCCCUGUGACUUGUUUUAUCAAGCUACUCAGAUAGGCUCAGGUCCACAAAUAAUUGAUGUAUCAGUAAAAUCCCUUACACUGAAGGUUUCACCUGUUAUCAUAAACACCAUAAUAACUAUAACUUCAGCACUUUAUACAACUAAGGAAACUAUCCAAGAGGAAAAUGUUUUUUCUAUAGCACAUUUAUGGGAAAAGAAGGAUACAAAGACUUUAAAAAUGUGGUUUCUUGAAGAAUCCAAUGAAACUGAAAAGGUUGCUACCCCGACUGAAUUGAUUCCUCAAGGAGAGAUAAUAAAAAUGAACAUUGAUUCUAUUUUUAUAGUUCUUGAGGCUGGAGUUGGCCAUAGGACAGUGCCUAUGCUUUUGGCAAAGUCACAUUUUUCAGGGGAAUGCAAGAAUUGGAGUACUCUUAUAAAUCUACACUGUCAGAUUGAGCUAGAAGUUCAUUAUUAUAAUGAAAUGUUUGGUGUAUGGGAGCCUUUGCUUGAACCUUUAGAAAUUGAUCAGACUGAGGAUUUCAGACCAUGGAAUCUUGGAAUAAAGAUGAAAAAGAAAGCAAAAAAGGCCAUUGUGGAAUCAGAUACAGAGGAAGAAAACUAUAAAGUGCCAGAAUAUAAAACUGUUAUCAGUUUCUACUCAAAAGACCAAUUGAACAUUACAUUAUCCAAAUGUGGCCUUGUGAUGUUAAAUAAUUUAGUCAAGGCAUUUACAGAGGCUGCUACUGGAUCUUCACCUGUCUUUGUAAGAGAUCUAGCACCAUUUAUGAUUUUAAAUUCUCUUGGACUUAGUGUUUCUGUUUCACCAAGUGAUUCUUUUAAUGUACUUAACAUGCCCAUGGCAAAGUCACACGUUUUGAAUAAUGAGGAGAGUUUGAGUAUGGAUUAUGCACUGACUAAGGACAACGAUCAUUUCAGUGCAAUGACCAGUCUAAGCAGCAAGCUCUUCUUCAUUCUCCUUACACCCGAUAACCAUUCUACUGCUGAUAAGAUACCUUUAACAAAAGUGGGGCGACGGCUGUAUACUGUAAGACACAGAGAGUCUGGAGUUGAAAGGUCUGUCGUUUGUCAAAUCGAUGCAGUAGAAGGAAGUAAGAAGGUGACAAUUCGCUCACCAGUGCAGAUUAGAAAUCAUUUUCCACUCCCAAUCUCAGUUUAUGAAGGAAACACUUUAUUAGGAAUUGCAUCACCUGAAAAUGAAUUCAACGUACCAUUAGCAUCCUACCGGUCAUUUCUUUAUCUGAAGCCAGAGGAUGAGGAUUAUCAAGUAUGUGAAGGACUUGACUUUGAAGAAAUGAUAAAACUUGAAGGAACACUUAUAAAGAAGAAAUGUAGAUCAAUAAACCCCUCGAAGACACCAUUCAUUAUUAAUGUUGUCCCAGAAAAGGAUAAAUUGACAUCUCUCUCAGUGUAUUCAGAAGAUGGCUGGGACUUACCAUACAUAAUGCAUUUAUGGCCACCUAUCAUACUCCGAAAUCUUCUUCCUUACAAAAUUGCUUAUUAUGUACAGGGGAUUGAAAAUACUGUUUCUACUCUCAAUGAAGGACACUCAGCCCAGAUUUGUACAGUACAGAUGGAUAAAGCCAAGCUGCAUUUAAAGUUACUUGACUAUCUUAAUCAUGAUUGGAAAAGUGAAUAUCAUAUAAAACUUAAUCAACAAGACAUUAGCUUCAUCAAUUUUACCUGUAUCACAGAAAUGGAAAAGACUGAUUUAGAUAUUGCCAUCCAUAUGACUUACAAUACUGGCCAGACUGUUGUGGCAUUUCAUAGUCCAUACUGGAUGGUCAAUAAAACUGGUAGAAUGUUACAGUACAAAGCUGAUGGAAUUCAUCGAAAACAUCCACCUAAUUAUAAAAAACCAGUUCUUUUUUCUUUUCAGCCAAAUCACUUUUUUAAUAACAAUAAGGUUCAGCUUAUGGUAACUGAUAGUGAGUUGUCAGAUCAGUUUUCAAUUGAUACUGUUGGUAGCCAUGGAGCCAUUAAAUGUAAAGGCCAGAAAAUGGAAUAUCAACUGUAUUUAGGAGUCAAUUCUAUCAGUGAAAUAGAAGAUGUCCUUCCUCCUGAAAAAGCAGUGUUCUAUACCUGGACUGACCCAGUGGGCUCUAGAAAGCUGAAAUGGAGCUGUGGGAAGAGCCAUGGAGAAGUAACACAAAAGGAUGACAUGAUGACACCUAUAAAUCUGGGAGAAAAAACUAUUUAUUUAGUUUCCUUCUUCGAAGGCUUGCAACGCAUUAUUUUAUUCACUGAAGAUCCAAAGGUGUUUAAAGCAACCUAUGAAAGUGAGAAAGCUGAGUUAGCAGAACAAGAGAUUGUGUUGGCAUUGCAAGAUGUUGGGGUAUCUCUCGUCAACAAUUACACAAAGCAAGAAGUCGCCUAUAUAGGCAUUACAAGUUCUGAUGUGGUUUGGGAGACAAAACCCAAAAAAAAAUCAAGGUGGAAACCAAUGAGUAUAAAACACAAUGAGAAAUUGGAGAAAGAAUUUAAGGAAUAUUCUGAAACCUCACCUUCAGAAGAUAAGAUUAUUGAGUUGGAACCACAUGUUUCGGUUCGUUUAACACCUAAUGGUAAUAACAUGAAAAUUCUGAACCCACAUUUGAUAGCUCUACGAAGGAAUUAUCUUCCAGCAUUAAAAGUGGAGUAUUGUACAUCUGCACAUCAGUCAUCAUUUAGAAUUCAGAUUUAUAGAAUACAGAUCCAAAAUCAGAUUCAUGGUGCUAUUUUUCCAUUUGUGUUUUAUCCUAUUAAACCUCCAAAGUCUGUCACCAUGGAUUCAGCACCAAAGCCCUUUACAGACGUCAGCAUUGUCAUGAGAUCGGCAGGACAUUCCCAGAUAUCACGCAUUAAGUACUUCAAAGUAUUGAUUCAAGAAAUGGAUCUCAGGUUAGAUCUUGGCUUUGUCUAUGCUUUAGCAGACCUUAUGACAGAAGCUGAAGAAACAGAGAUAACAGAGGUUGAUCUUUUUCACAAAGAUAUAGAGGGUUUUAAAGAAGAAUAUGAAACUGUCUCAAUGGUAGAUAAAUCACAAGUCAGUCUCUAUGAAUAUUUUCAUAUAUCUCCUAUAAAGUUGCAUUUAAGCGUUUCACUGAGUUCGGGUAGAGACGAAGCUAAAGAUUCAGAACAACGUGGAGGACUAAUUCCAGUUCAUUCUUUAAAUCUUUUGCUGAAGAGUAUUGGUGCCACCCUUACAGAUGUUCAGGAUGUUGUUUUCAAGCUCGCCUUUUUUGAACUCAACUAUCAGUUUCAUACAACAUCUGAACUACAAUCUGAAGUAGUAAGACACUAUUCAAAGCAGGCCAUUAAGCAGAUGUAUGUACUCAUUCUUGGACUUGAUGUUUUGGGAAAUCCCUUUGGCUUAAUUAGAGAAUUUUCAGAAGGUGUAGAAGCAUUUUUUUAUGAACCUUAUCAGGGGGCCAUCCAGGGACCUGAGGAGUUUGUGGAGGGAAUGGCACUAGGAUUUAAGGCGCUAGUUGGUGGAGCUGUUGGUGGAUUAGCUGGUGCUGCCUCCAAAAUCACUAGUGCUAUGGCUAAAGGGGUAGCAGCUAUGACAAUGGAUGAAGACUAUCAGCAGAAGAGAAGAGAAGCCAUGAAUAAACAACCAGCUGGUCUUAGAGAAGGCAUCACUCGUGGAGGCAAAGGCUUAGUUUCUGGUUUUGUAAGUGGCAUUACAGGAAUUGUUACAAAACCAAUUAAAGGAGCUCAGAAAGAAGGAGCAGCUGGUUUCUUUAAAGGGGUUGGAAAAGGUUUAGUUGGAGCAGUGGCCAGACCAACUGGAGGCAUCAUAGACAUGGCUAGCAGUACCUUUCAGGGAAUCAAAAGAGCUACAGAAACUUUUGAAGUGGAGAGUUUACGACCUCCUCGGUUCUUUAAUGAAGAUGGCGUUAUUAGACCUUACAGGUUGAGGGAUGGUACUGGAAAUCAAAUGCUACAGGUGAUGGAAAAUGGAAGAUUUGCAAAAUACAGAUAUUUCACCCAUGUCAUGAUCAAUAAGUCAGAUAUGUUCAUGAUAACUAGACGCGGUGUAUUGUUUGUGACAAAGGGAACAUUUGGGCAACUUACAUGUGAGUGGCAGUAUAGUUUUGAUGAAUUUACCAAAGAGCCGUUCAUCGUUCAUGGGAGACGACUGCGCAUUGAAGCAAAGGAACGGGUGAAAUCUGUAUUCCAUGCCAAAGAAUUCGGAAAAAUAAUUAACUUCAAGACCCCAGAGGAUGCUAGGUGGAUCCUUACAAAGCUAGAAGAAGCAAGAGAACCUUCUCCCAACGUCUGAAGACGACGACUGUCUAAAGACCCAGCACACGUCAAUAAGGUCCCAUACUGUACCUUCCACCAUUUAUUAAGAAGAAUAUUACAGGAAUGGUUUCAAGCAUCCUGUAUUCUAAAUUCUUCUUAAAAAAAAAUCAGGUAAAAUGGCUGUGCGAUUAAAAGAUGUCUGAUCCAUUCAGCUUUCUAAGUUGAAUCAUGCAUCUGGUUAUGAUUCUUAAAAGAAUUGUAUUCUCUGCAGUGAGGGAGAGACUGCCACAAGUCAGUCAAUGGAGAGCAAAGUUGUACUUCACUCAUGCUUGCUUCAGUCUUCUGAGUGUUGGGUAAAUGACCUUACCUCAUUAUUCUCAAGAGAACUUUGGUGGUGUUUUUUUUUUUUGAAUCACAAAGUUCUUUUUAAAAGUAAAUAUUUUGGUAUUAUUUUCCUCCUUUUUUAAAUUAAAAGGGGGUUGAAUGUAUUUUAAAUGCAUGAUUAUGGAAACAAUCUCUUUCAAGCUUUAAGGCUGGAAAGAAUGGAUCAUGUAUCCAAAAAGGGAAAAAAGUCCCUCUCAGAACUUUAGCAGUUGGUAUUUUUAAAGGAAAAUCCCUAAAGCCUUAAUUACUUUCUGCUCACUGUAACAAGAAAUAAAAUUUUUAGCAUCUUACAUUGAGUUAUGCAUCACAAAAGCAGGUGUAUCCUCAACUGUAACUCAAAACCUAUCCAGUUGGCCAUAGACAAUUACAGAGAAAGCAAACCAGGAAUUCUUAAAAGUGCAAUAGCUUAUUUGAAUGAACAAGCUCAUUAGUAAAAAUCAGGUUAUGGUUUUUUCUUUCUCUUGGUUUUUGUCCAGG
Molecule: messenger RNA, 10152 nt
Organism: Dipodomys ordii (Ord's kangaroo rat)
Lineage: Eukaryota; Metazoa; Chordata; Mammalia; Rodentia; Heteromyidae
Gene: Vps13a
Product: vacuolar protein sorting 13 homolog A (S. cerevisiae)
Exons: 70
Coding region: 92-9328 (3078 amino acids)
Biological process (GO): rRNA processing; autophagy; protein retention in Golgi apparatus
Cellular component (GO): extrinsic component of membrane
Molecular function (GO): rRNA binding
Source: RefSeq, a predicted model, not a curated record